AUGCGUUGGAAACGUUUCGCGGAAGUGGGCCGACUCACAUUGCAGGUGGGUGGCUCCGUUCAGUUGGACGGCACUUGGAGCUUCCAGGCGCAAUUCAAGGCCCUGGGCGCCUGCAACCAGGAGGCCCCCGAUGACUGGUCCUUCAAGGAGAACUCGGUGAAGGAGGUCACUGAUCGCGGCCGGAAAGAGGGCAUCACGCGUCUACAGGGAGUUCUGGCGGAGUGCUCCGAGCGAGCACCGGAGCCCAAGAAGCGAAAGAUCAAAGACCUGGACAACGAGGACGACCAAAAGAUCCUGGAGGCACUGGGCGAGGCCGAGCUGGAGCUGCGAAGGAAUGUGAAGGCGCUUCUGGCACCUCUGAAGGAGCUGGAGAAGCACCGGGGGGAGGCCAGCGACGGGGCGGCUUUGGCCAUCUUCCGGCAGCUGCGGCGGCUCAACGUCACCGUCGACACCCUGAAGGCCACCAGGAUCGCCGCGGAGCUCAACAAGCCCUGCUGGCGCGGCAGCCAAGCGAGCAGCGCAGUCCGCAGCGCGGCCACCGCGCUCAUCAAGAACUGGCGGUCUAUGUACAGGUCAGAGACCGGUCAACUGGACGAGAAGUCGGACGCCUCCAAAGCCCGCAGAGUGCGCUUGCUGGCAGUAGACUUGGAGGAGAAAGUGUUUGAUGCGUGCCACAAGAUGGGCGAGUACUGCCGCGUGAUAGAGUUGCUUUGCCAGGAGCUGGAUCAGUGCAGGGACACCGGCGACAACCUACUGCAAGGCAACGUCUCCGGGCACGACUUGGUGACCAAGAGCAUCGGCCGCUUCCGUUUGCGCGCCCGCGCUGUGAAGGACAAAAAGGCGGAGAGCUCACGGUGA
Molecule: messenger RNA, 858 nt
Organism: Effrenium voratum
Lineage: Eukaryota; Dinophyceae; Suessiales; Symbiodiniaceae
Source: the annotation of a GenBank genome assembly